AUGGCGGCUGGAAUAGAUUUGACCUUUGUCGUCCUCAUGAUUAUCCGUGCUGUUGGUGCUGAGCCACUUGCCCAGUCGAAACAACAAGCCCCUCUAGCUUCCGAGUUGUACAAUACACACGCCAUAGGACAGCGAACUAGUUCGACAGGAAACUACCUUUUCCCCCAACCGCACCGACGACCUCCGCUCCACUUUCCACCCGACGAACCGAUAACGCCUCCACCUGAGACUCCCCCAAACGACGACAGAGAAUCAGUCGACCUUGACACCACCUCUACAGCCCCGCAUCCGCUCCUACGCUUCUUCUACCUUAGACGUACGGAGUCUGGGAAUUCAAGCCCGGAUUCCGCCCAUUCCACCAGUACCAUAGCCUCCAACCAACCCUUGAGGCAGGUCCUGGGCCGGAGACGACGAGCCCCAAGCUCCGAUCCCGACGACGACGACGACGCCAGCUCUCACGCACUCGACAGCGAUAGUAUCCCCGAGCAGAGCAGCCGACGACGCCUGUCUGCGCAGGCCACCGUCCAGCCCCCCGCUAGUUUCGUGCCCUCCGAGGAACACCGCCCCAAACGCAGACGCGGCGACACGAUGUCUGGUGAGACCGAGGAAUCACGGGCAUCUAAUGGAGCUGCGUUGCGCUCGUCGCCCGGCUCAACCUCGCCAGCCCGACGUGCCGUUACGAACAACGGCACCGCCGGUAGAUACAAGCCCGCCCUUAACGGCUCCUCGCGUGCAGAUCGGGAUGGCGUCCCCGUCACAUAUUUCGGCCACGACCGCGAAGAGGUCACGAGGCUGCUCAUCCAAGCCCUCUCCGGUAUGGGUUACCAGUCUAUCGCGAAGUCUCUUAGUGAAGAGAGUGGCUACGAGCUCGAGAAUACGACUGUUGCCGCAUUCCGAGAUGCUGUUCUAAGCGGUUCUUGGGCCGAAGCCGAACAGCUGCUAUCCCAGGCUGUCGUAGCGGGAGAGCCUGGCUCAAACAUAAACGGACUUAUUCUAGCACCGGGUUCGGAUAGGACUCUGAUGAAGUUUUGGAUGCGCCAGCAGAAGUUCCUAGAACACCUUGAAAGGCGUGAAACUUCUCGUGCUCUCUCAGUGCUGCGGGGCGAGUUAACUCCCCUUGAGUGUGACACGAGUAGAGUCCAUUUUCUAUCUACUCUCCUGAUGUGUCAAUCUAUUGAAGACCUGAAGGCGAGGGCUGACUGGGACGGUGCUGAUGGGACGUCACGGCAAGUUUUGCUCUCCGAGCUUUCGAAAUGCAUCUCCCCAUCGGUCAUGUUGCCGGACAAUAGACUUGCCGGGCUAUUACAACAAGUGAAGCAGAGCCAGAUAGACACUUGCCUUUAUCACACAAGCGCGGCCUCCCCGUCCUUGUAUUCCGACCAUCACUGUGACAGGAGCAACUUUCCUUCGGAAGUUGCCAUCACAUUAACGGACCUCGAAGGCGAGGUCUGGCAAAUCCAAUUCUCACACAGCGGCGAUCGCUUGGCGGCCUGUGGAUCCAAAUCCGAGGUUGUCGCAAGGUUGUGGGAUACUAAGGACCCCGUGGUUGGAUGUGUCUGGGCUCCUGAUGGAAAAUCAUUCACUCUGGGGACACUAGACAAGAGACGCAGCCUUCGAACCUUUAAUCUCAACGGCGACCUCAUCCACGACUGGGCUAGGAAGCACAGGACGCAGGAUGUCUGCGGCUCUCAGGAUGGGCGGUGGCUUGUCGCUAUUGACGAACAGAGGAAGAUCCAUGUGUACAACGGCAUGUCCCGCGAGCUGGAGUACGAGCUGGAGCUGCACGCUCUCCCGACAUCCGUUGCCAUCAGCGAGGACUGCAGGCAUUUGCUGGUCAACAAGAAGGAUGGCGAGGCGCAGCUGAUCGAUCUUGUUACGCGCAAGCUCGUUCACAAGUUCUUGGGUCACACUGGUGGCGAGUGUCUGAUUCGUGCUGCCUUUGGAGGUGCCAAUGAGAGCUUUAUCAUCAGCGGCAGUGAAGAUGGCAACGUGUGGAUCUGGCACAAGAAGACUGGAGCAGCUAUCGACAGGCUUAGUGGUCAUCAUCCGAGAAGCAAUUCCGUCGCUUGGAACCCUGCCGACCCUUGUAUGCUGGCCUCUUGCGGCGAUGAUGGGAAGCUGGUCGAACAAGUCGAGGGGCCAGGAACUGCGAAUGAUGGUGGCCCCGAAAACUCGCCAGGGAACUCCGAGAGCGAAGCUCAGUUACCGUAUCUGGAGAUGCCGACCUUUGGGUCUUUAGGCGAUCCUGAGGACGAUCCGGACAAUUUGGAGGAGUCGGAGGAAGUGGUCUACUACCCCCCCUAUAGCCCUAACAGGGUAGACGAUGACAAUGGAUAUUCAGACGGAUAUGAAACUGGAGAAAUCGUUCCGAAACAAGCGAGCAUGGACGAAUCCGACUCUCCUCUCCCGAGCGACUCUUCAACCCUUUCUUUUCAGAACAGCGUGAAUUAG
Molecule: messenger RNA, 2451 nt
Organism: Scedosporium apiospermum
Lineage: Eukaryota; Fungi; Ascomycota; Sordariomycetes; Microascales; Microascaceae
Exons: 9
Coding region: 1-2451 (816 amino acids)
Biological process (GO): proteasome-mediated ubiquitin-dependent protein catabolic process
Cellular component (GO): GID complex
Molecular function (GO): protein binding
Source: RefSeq, a predicted model, not a curated record